Messenger RNA from Paramecium sonneborni, 1064 nucleotides. Lineage: Eukaryota; Ciliophora; Oligohymenophorea; Peniculida; Parameciidae. The record is from the annotation of a GenBank genome assembly.
AUGAACUAAAAAUUAUUUUAUACUAAACACAACAAAAUGGAAUAAAGCUAAGAAAUUCUCUUGAGUUCUAGAAAUAGAGUUCGAUCAGUUUUUUAAGAUGUUUCAAAUAUGAACUUUACAUUUUAAAAUAAAUUGGAUAAGUGUUCUAAGAAUUAAAAGGAAGAAACCAAAUCAUAGAACAGUAGAAGAAGAAACGCAAUAAUCCCUGUUUAAAUAGAGAGAAUGUUAAAAUAGAUAGAGAAUGCUGAAUUUCAAUUUCAAUUUAUGAAUUUUUAAGUAAGGUCUGGGAAUGAGAUCGAGAAAGAUAUCUUAUGUUAUUUUGAUAAAUUCCGAUGUGAAAUUUAAUAAUAUGAAUUAGUAAUAGAAUAAAAAGUAUGAUGAGAUAUAAGAUUAGUCUAAUAAAUUAAAUAUUGAUAAGCAUGAUUUCAGUGAUGAGUAAUUAGAAAGAGUAUUGGAUUGGAUGGUAUAUAAGAUGAAAAAGUUUAAAAAAGUUUCAAAUGAGUCAAUAUUCAAAGCAAUUGAAUUAGUUUACUAGUACUUAUAAAACACUAGUCAUUUGACAUAUAAAGAAUUGGAAUUGAUAUCAGGUUGUAGCAUAUAUAUAUCUUCAAAAUUUGUAGAUUUAUAUCCUAUAUACAUUGAUGAUUUGAGUUAUGAAGUAAUAAAAAUUAAUAAUAAAGGUGUUGCAAUAGAAAUAUUAUAAUAGUGAUAUCUUAUAACAAGAGAGAAAAAUAUGCUAGAGUUUAAAUUACAAUUUAUGUUUCACAACAUCAUUGUAAUUAGUGCAUAGAAUAUUAAUGGACUUAAAAGAUUUAAUUGAAUAAAUCUAUGAUAAAGAGAAGAUGGAUUUAUUAAUAUAAAAAAUUAUUGAGAAUUUGUUUUACAUGGAAAUAGGUUAAGAAUUUAGAUAAAUCUCAAAAUGCAAUAAGGCCUUGGCUUGUAUUUUAUUAACUUUGAUAGAAGAAAAUGUUGAAAGUAGAGUAGUAAUUAUUUCAAUAUUAUUUAAUGUGUUAAGCUGUGUUGUUUUGUGUGAAUCAUUUCAAAUUGAAUAUAAAUUGGAUUGA